Stegastes partitus (bicolor damselfish) is the source of this 2715-nucleotide messenger RNA. Its product is annotated as phosphatidylinositol 4,5-bisphosphate 3-kinase catalytic subunit alpha isoform. NCBI's taxonomy places the organism in Eukaryota, Metazoa, Chordata, Actinopteri, Pomacentridae. Gene Ontology annotation, cellular component: plasma membrane; cytoplasm; phosphatidylinositol 3-kinase complex, class IB. The record is from RefSeq and is a predicted model, not a curated record. The transcript has 24 exons. Gene Ontology annotation, biological process: phosphatidylinositol 3-kinase/protein kinase B signal transduction; cell migration; phosphatidylinositol-mediated signaling. Gene Ontology annotation, molecular function: 1-phosphatidylinositol-3-kinase activity; 1-phosphatidylinositol-4-phosphate 3-kinase activity. Bases 1 to 2661 code for a protein of 886 amino acids.
AUGGUAGCAGGAAGGCUAAUCGUGACCAUCUGGGUGAUCGUGUCUCCGUCAAACUCCAAACAGAAAUACACUCUGAAGGUGAGUCAUGACAGUUUACCUGAGCAACUGAUUGCUGAGUCUAUCAGGAAGAAGAGCCGGUCGAUGCAUCUUUCACCUCAGCAGCUCCGCCUCUGUGUCCAGGAGUACCAGGGCCAGUACAUCCUGAAGGUGUGUGGCUGUGAUGAAUACCUGUUGGAGAAGUUUCCUCUCAGUCAGUACAAGUACAUCCGCUCCUGUAUCAUCGUUGGACGUCUUCCUCACCUGAUGCUCGUGUCCAAAGACAGUCUGUACUCUCAGCUUCCAGCCUCUGGCUUCGUCACACCAUCAUACAGCCGACGGACUCCUCAGCCUUCUCCCUGUCCAGGAGGAGGAGACGGAAGUCCUCCUCGGUCUCUGUGGGCCUUUAACACUCUGCUGAGGGUUCGGCUGCUGUGUGCGACCUACGUCAACGUCAACAUCCGGGACAUCGACAAGAUCUAUGUGAGGACGGGCAUCUAUCAUGGAGGAGAGCCGCUUUGUGACAAUGUCAACACACAAAGAGUCCCCUGCUCUAACCCCAGGUGGAAUGAGUGGCUGACCUAUGAUAUCUACCUGGCGGACCUCCCUCGCUCAGCCAGACUCUGUCUGUCCAUCUGCUCUGUAAAAGGAAGGAAAGGAGCCAAGGAGGAACAUUGUCCUCUGGCCUGGGGGAACGUCAACCUGUUUGACUAUCAGGACAUCCUGGUUUGUGGUAAAGUUGCUCUCAGUCUUUGGCCUGUCCCUCAUGGCCUUGAGGACCUGCUCAACCCCAUCGGAGUCGCUGGUUCAAAUCCCAACAAGGAGACUCCCUGUGUGGAGCUAGAGUUCUCCUGGUUCAACCAGACCGUUGUGUUUCCUGAUGAGCAGCAGAUCGAAGAACAUGCCAACUGGACCAUCAGUAGAGAACUGGGCUACAACUACUGCCAAGGCCUGAGCAGUCGUCUGGCCUGUGACAGCAGUGUUUCAGCAGCAGAUGCAGAGCAGCUUCGUUCUCUUUGUUCCAGAGAUCCUCUGUACGAGUUGUCAGAGCAGGAAAAGGACUUUCUCUGGAGACACAGACAUUACUGUGUAAACAUCCCAGAAUCUCUUCCUAAGCUGCUUCUGUCUGUCAAAUGGAACUCCAGAGACGAAGUGUCCCAGAUGUACUGUUUGUUGAAGGAGUGGCCUCUAAUGGAGCCCGAGUCGGCUCUGGAGUUGUUGGACUGUAACUUUCCUGAUCCGAUGGUCAGAGAGUUUGCUCUGCGCUGCCUGGUGCAAGGCCUGACGGACGACAAGCUGUCGCAGUACCUGCUGCAGCUGGUACAGGUGUUGAAGUAUGAGAUGUACCUGGACAAUCCUCUGGCUCGUUUCCUCAUCAAGAAGGCUCUGACCAAUCAGAGAAUCGGACACUUCUUCUUCUGGCAUCUAAAGUCAGAGAUGCACAAUAAAACAGUUUCCAGACGGUUUGGUCUGCUGCUGGAAGCUUUCUGCAGAGCCUGUGGCAUGUACCUGAAACAUCUGAACAGACAGGUGGAGGCGAUGGAUAAACUGGUGAAUCUGACCGACACACUGAAGCAGGAGAAAAAGGACGAGACACAGAAAACCCAGAUGAAGUUCCUGGUUGAACACAUGUCUCGUCCAGACUACAUGGAGGCUCUGCAGGGAUUCGUGUCUCCUCUGAACCCAGUUCACCAACUGGGAAACCUCAGGCUGGAGGAGUGUAGGAUCAUGUCAUCAGCGAAGCGCCCCCUGUGGCUGAACUGGGAAAACCCCGACAUCAUGUCUGAGCUGCUCUUCUCCAACAAUGAGAUCAUCUUCAAGAACGGAGACGACCUGCGUCAGGACAUGCUGACACUGCAGAUCAUCAAAAUCAUGGAGAACAUUUGGCAGAACCAAGGCUUGGACCUGCGCAUGCUGCCGUACGGCUGCCUGUCCAUCGGAGACUGUGUUGGGCUGAUCGAGGUGGUGAAGAACAGCUUCACCAUCAUGCAGAUUCAGUGCAAAGGAGGCCUGAAGGGGGCGCUGCAGUUCAACUCCAAUACACUGCACCACUGGAUCAAAGACAAGAACCGUGGGGAGGCGUAUGACCGGGCCAUCGACCUCUUCACCAGGUCGUGUGCAGGUUACUGUGUCGCCACCUUCAUCCUGGGAAUUGGAGACCGACACAACUCCAACAUCAUGUUGAAGGAGAACGGACAGCUGUUCCACAUUGACUUUGGUCACUUUCUGGAUCACAAGAAGAAGAAAUUUGGCUAUAAGAGGGAGCGCGUGCCCUUCGUCCUCACUCAGGACUUCCUUAUCGUCAUAAGUAAAGGCAUCCAGGAGUCCACCAAAACCAAGGAGUUUGAAAGGUUCCAGGAGAUGUGUUAUAAAGCUUACCUGGCCAUCCGGCAGCACGCCAGCCUCUUUAUCAACCUGUUCUCCCUCCUGCUGGGAUGCGGGAUGCCUGAACUGCAGAGCUUCGAUGACAUCGCAUACCUGAGGAAGACCCUGGCCCUAGAGAAGAGCCAGCAGGAGGCAUUGGAAUAUUUUACCAAGCAGAUGAACGAUGCUCAUCAUGGAGGCUGGAGCACCAAGAUGGACUGGAUCUUCCACACUAUCAGACACAUGCCCAACGAGCACUGAUGCACACACAGAUCCAGUGUAAUGAUUCUAAUCUGUAUCCCCUCACAGUAAUCA